CGCCGCCGAGGAGGCGGAGGCGGAGCGGGAGCGGGUGAGAGGUCGGCCUGCGCCGGUCGCCCGUAGAGACGGUCCCGGGCUGCGGCGGCGGCGAUUUACUGCAUUAAUUAAACCUGAGCAAGCUGUAACAAGUGAAAAAAUGCCUAUAUGAGAUUAAAGAACUUGUCCAAGGUCUCACUUGUCUGUGGCAGAGCUGGAAACAGAAGCCAAACCUCGUGACUCCCAAUCUUGUACUAUAACUAAAAGACCAUCUCUGCUCUUCAUGCUGUGUCGCUUUUGCUCUAAUCUUAGGAAGGCUGUGGAAACACAGGGGUUCACAAGAAAGUGAAGAGAACAGAACACUACAUAAGCAGUGAAAUCAGCAGUGGUUGGGUACAGGAGCUGUCGUUUAGUUUGUCUGUACAGAAGCCAACACAAACAGUCCCUGACCAAGCUGACUUGUGUGCUACCACACUAUAAUGAACUUCAAAGACUUAAUUAAAAAUGUCUAGCAAAACAGUUAGCACCACAAACAAUAUAGCUCAGGCCCGAAGGACUGUUCAGCAGCUAAGACUAGAAGCGUCAAUAGAAAGAAUAAAGGUGUCAAAAGCCUCAGCAGAUUUAAUGUGCUAUUGUGAAGAACAUGCCAAGAAAGAUCCUUUGCUAAUGGGCAUACCUACUUCCGAAAACCCUUUCAAGGAUAAGAAAACUUGCAUUAUAUUAUAGAGGGGCAGCAAGUGCCUCCAUAGUUUUUCCAAGCAAAACAAACCACAGGCAGGUUCUUAAAUAACCUAAUGGUCAUCUGGUAUCAGUAGCUUAAAGCAGCAGUUCUUUUACCACGUGCAUAAAUGAUUUUUUUAGGUUUUUUUUAAAAAGGUUUUGGGUUUGGGGUUUUUUCUUUUAGCAUCCUUCCCACAAAGCCAGAUUACAAACUCAGUUAUCCUCUUCCUUAUAAAAUGGAGUGGGUUUUGUGACAUAGCUAGUAAUUCUGCUGUGUCAACUCUUCUGUAAUGAGAAGGAAUGGGAUGAGGUGAGGUUCUUUUCUAAAUGUUCAUUAAGUACAUUUCAGUUGGGCUAUGUAAUCAAAACCAAAGUUGCCUGAGCAUCAUCUAUGGACCAGAAAGACAAAUCAUUUGAGUUCUAGUCAAGCAUAUUUUUGUGCAUGUGUGUUUUGUUUAUGUGGAUACACAUUCCAAAGUGCAUUCUCUAACAAAAGACUCCUUGCAAUGACUGCUGCAACUGUUGAUAAACUCUGGAGGUUCCUGCCUUUACCUUUAGUUAUGUAUUCAUUUUUUUUUAAAUGCAAAACCUUGUGUCAAGAAUCAACAGACUGUUGAUGAUUUAUGUAAUUGUUCAUUUUCAAGAGGGUUUAAAAAGCAGAAUUUCCGCCCUUGCAUUUUGCCCUUCUAAAUUUUCCUUUCUAAUUAGGGUCUGUACUAGUAAUAGAAUCUCCCAAAUAGGGAUGUAGAAAGAAUCAAAUACUUAAGACAAGCAUUUCACUUGCCCUGCUGCUAGGUUGAGACAUAGGAUUCAGUCACCACAUGUCCCAUUUAGGUUUUGGCUACUUAAAUUCAUUUUUUUAAAUAAAAGAAUGGGGAAAAAAGCCAAAUCAUACAGAUUUUGAUCCAGUAAAUGUAAUUAGUAGGCCUGCUAAACACAUCCAUUGAUUUUUUUUUUAUUUCUUUUUUUUACACACACACACACACACACACACACACACACACACACACACACACACACACACACACUCUACAAGUUUUGUGUAGUGAUGGAAUAACUGAGUGGAAAGAAAACGAUAUUGACUUAGGCUACAAAUGUAUUUUGUAUUUUUCUGUAACCAGCUGAUCAGUGCUUGAAAUUGUCAUCUGUCAUAACUGCAUUUCUGUAAUAGUAUUUACAGAAUGUAUUAAUCACUUGUAAUUUACUGUCUUGUUGCAUAUUUGUCUAAUUCUAUAUUAAAUUAUAUAGACACUAUUGAUAAUAUAUUGAGAAAUUAUAUAUGCUUUUCUUUAACAAGCCUCCAUCCAAAAAUCUAAAACCUAAGGCUGAUUGUAAGAAGAAAAUAUACUGCUUAUUCUGUGCUGACAUUCAAAUUAUUUUUAUAAUUAGAAUAUUUUUCUAAUGACAAUUUCAAAACAAUAACUAGAUUUUCACACUGAUUCUUAUUUACCAUGUUCAGUCUAUGAUUUUAUAAUACUUAUUAUUAUUAUUAUUAUUAUUAAUAAUCAAUUUAGCUACAUGAUUUCAUAUCUUCACUAUAGAGAAGUAAUCAAACUCCCUGCUUUCAGUGGUAAAAUGUAUUCCUUUCAAAUUAGUCAUAUUAGUAACCACCUUUUCAAUCCUUUUUUAUUCUGAUUUUAAUUGGGCAUAUGUAGCUAAGUGCUUAAUUUUAUUUAGAACUCCAAAAGAAUACAUGAAGAGAUAACAUUUGCAUCUGUAUCUGUAUGUUAUUUUGAUAUCUGACUUUUUUUCUGCUGUUUUGACCAUUAAAUUGUAGGGCAGCUGUUUGUUUAUGAUCCCUCUGUCUAAUGUUGCUCUAAUCUAUGUUGUUCAGAUAAAUUAGAACUGUGCAACCUCUUUUAUUUGUGUUGUAUAACCACUUAUUUCUCCUCAAAGCAAGGCAGCAUGAAUUUAACUUUAUACUUUUUUACAUAGAAUUUCUGAUAAAUGAAUCCAUUUUUUCCAGUUGCUACUUUCAUAUAAAAUCUACGCAAUAUUUUUAAAGCUGUAUUUAAGUGCCAUGAUUUUGUUUUUUUUAACUCACUUAAUCAAAAUAUAUAAACUUUACAAAAUAUAUAAGCCGUAGCACUUGAGAAUGUCUCUCAAAUAUGUUUCUAUAAUAUAGACAGUGCUUGGAAUCUACUAGUAAACAUUUGGGGCCUGGGAUGAUUACUAUGCUGCAUUUGUAAUCUAUUGAAAACUUCUUUGUAAGUAUCAGGAUUCUAAAUGUUCACAGUGCCAUUAAAAGAAGAUGUAAUGAUUAUCCUGUUCAGCAAUAUUUAACAUUAAGUCUAUUUUUCUACUUUUUUCAUACACUUUUGACAUCUUUACAACAUCAUGACAAAAUUUCUAGAAAUAGCUGUUUGACGCUGUUUGACCUUUUCUUGUGCAUUUAAAGAGUGAAAGGGUUGUUUUAGAAUGUGAUUGCAUCUUUAACCACAGAUGUACAAUCAAAACUAGUGUGCCAACUUUUCUUUCAGAUGCUGUCUGGCUUUUAGCCAAAAAUACAUUGGAACUUACAGCUAAAACAAUUAAAUAAAACUGACUACUUCUGUUAAGCUUUAUAGUUUUUAAGAAAUUCUCUGCAUGUUGCAUACAGGUGAAAUGCAAGAUGUAGUGGCAUCUGAGGGCUCAAACAAUUAUUUAUGGAGAUAUAACAUUACUUGUUCAGUAUAUAAUGUGUAGUAUAAAGUGUACUUUUUAUUGUCAUCUUGUUAAGAGGAUGAGCCCUUAAUUUGGGAAGAAUUUAUGAAGAAAUAGAGGUUUUCUAGUUGAUUAAAUGAAAUAAUGGAUGACAAACCAUCCAAAUUCACCGCUCUUAGAAAUUUAAGGGAUUAACUUUUUAAAAUUAUGUUCAGCCAGCCUGGCUGGCUGGAACAAAUGUGUAACAAUACUGUAACUUGGUGCUCUGAAUACAGAUGCCUCAAAUGUAAAAUCUUUGUGUGAUGUUAAGUGAAUCUGAUAGUAUUCCAGUGUUUUCAGUAUUUCUUUUUAUAAACUGAGAGUACCUACUUAUUCAUAUUUUCUCUGGGUUUAAUAAUUUGAUUCUUUAACUACUAAGAUUUGUUUUAUCAUUAUGUCUUCAGAUUCACAUGAAUAUCAGACUCAUUUGCCUUUAAUAAACAGCUUUGUAAAAUGCUUUACGUUUAUCUAACAGCUUUCUUUUGCUAUUUAUGAGUGAGCCUUUUAUUAAAGCAGUGCAUUGUGCUUUUUGUUUGGAAAGUGGUUUCUUGUAGCAGUGAGAGAAAACACUGUUAACCAAAAGAAUGUAGUUCACAGCUAAUGUAUUCACUACCAUGGAGAUGAAAACACUUUAUUAAAAUAUCACUGCUUUUUA
Molecule: messenger RNA, 4036 nt
Organism: Alligator mississippiensis (American alligator)
Lineage: Eukaryota; Metazoa; Chordata; Crocodylia; Alligatoridae
Gene: GNG12
Product: G protein subunit gamma 12
Exons: 7
Coding region: 484-705 (73 amino acids)
Biological process (GO): G protein-coupled receptor signaling pathway
Cellular component (GO): heterotrimeric G-protein complex
Molecular function (GO): G-protein beta-subunit binding
Source: RefSeq, a predicted model, not a curated record